This is a messenger RNA of Brachypodium distachyon (stiff brome), 1988 nucleotides long. RefSeq names its product adenosine deaminase-like protein. Gene Ontology annotation, molecular function: adenosine deaminase activity. Lineage: Eukaryota; Viridiplantae; Streptophyta; Magnoliopsida; Poales; Poaceae. Gene Ontology annotation, biological process: inosine biosynthetic process; adenosine catabolic process. The transcript has 11 exons. The coding region runs from base 644 to 1750 and encodes 368 amino acids. The record is from RefSeq and is a predicted model, not a curated record.
UUCUGCUGAAACGUUUCUCGGCUGUCGACAGGUUUUAGCUGAGAUGGCCAAUCAGACAAAAAGUAAAUAAAUCCGCGCACGUGUGAUUCUGAACCAGAUUUAUGCAUGCUUGUCUGAUCUCCGAUGGAUCGAUACUCUAUCCAUCAAUCCAUGUGCUGAUGUGCCGAUUAUUGGCCAUAUGGAGACAGGAAACACAAGCAGUGUACACAAAACAUCAGAGCCAACCAAACAGAGCUGAAUCAGCGAGUCACCGCAAAGUCAAGGAAGAAUCAGCAAGUUUGGCUCCACAAGGAAGAUUGCUGGAUAAAAGCGAGGAUCAUGACUGAUGAGACCGAUGUAAGUCAAAGAGUACAAGGAAAUCUACGACACGCCAUGAUCCGUGCCACUGGUCACAUAUAAGGAUUCGGUGGUUAUAAGGAUUCGGUGGUUGAGCCCAGGAUCUCGUUGGAUUCGACCAACAGGUGACGGAUUCGUGAACCUGGAAGAACAGAAAGCGAUGGAUUCGUGAACAUAUAUACAUGCGAUCGUCGUCGUAUCGUGCUCCUUCAGUUCCUUCCCCCAAAGACUCGAGCAAGCGAGCAGAGCCAAUCAUUCGAAGCCGAGCGCCGGAGCAAAGAGGAAGCUUAGCCAGCCAGCCGCCGCCAUGGAGGCGGGGAUGAGGGAGUGGUGCGUCGCGCUCCCCAAGGUGGAGCUCCACGCCCACCUCAACGGCUCCGUCCGGGACUCCACCCUCCUAGAACUCGCAAAACAACUAGGUGACAGAGGAGACAUUGUCUUUGAAGAUUUUAAGGAUGUGAUCAUGAAGAAUGGUAGAUCUCUUCCAGAGUGUACCAAGCUCUUUGAUUUGUUUCAUAUACUUACGACUGACCAUGAUACAGUAACAAGGAUCACCAAGGAGGUCGUGGGAGAUUUUGCUGCCGAGAAUGUCGUGUAUUUGGAAAUAAGGACAACACCUAAGAAUAACGAAGCCAAAGGGAUGACUAAGCGGUCUUACGUGAAUGCUGUUAUUAAAGGUCUUAAAACUGUCGAAGACGUUGAUGCUGUGUUAUUUGACUCUAACUUAAGACCAGAUGAGACAUUAAGUUGUACACCUCAGGGUGAUUUGGAUGGUGACACGAAGAAGAAGAUAUAUGUUAGGCUCCUGCUAAGUAUUGACCGUCGUGAGACAACUUUGGCAGCACUGGAUACUGUUAAUUUAGCCAUGGAAAUGAAGGACCAAGGCGUCGUUGGCAUCGAUCUCUCUGGCAAUCCAGUUGUAGGGGAAUGGGAGACAUACUUGCCUGCCCUUGAACAUGCUAAAGAGCUAGGAAUUCCCAUCACAAUACACUGUGGGGAGGUACCAAACAGGAAGGAGAUCCAAGCAGUGCUGGAGUUCUGCCCUCAAAGGCUGGGUCAUGCCUGCUGCCUCAACGACGAGGAACUGAAGAAGCUCAAAUCAUCGAUGAUCCCGGUGGAGAUAUGUUUAACCUCCAAUGUCAUGACUGGAGGAGCUCCUUCUCUGGAGCUCCAUCACUUCGCUGACCUCUACCAUGCGAAGCAUCCUCUAUCGCUGUGCACCGACGAUUCUGGCCUCUUCGCAACAAGCCUCUCAAACGAGUACUACCUCGUCGCAUCCACCUUUGGUCUUAGCAAGGCGGAGCUGUUUCGACUAGCCCAGAACGCGGUGGAGUUUGCGUUGGCGGACGACAACGUGAAGAAGUCCCUGAGGGUAGUGUUCGAGCACGCGGCAGGAAAGGGACUCAUGCCGUAGACUAUAUCCGUCUCUCCAGUGUAAUAUUAGACGUCCAUGGCAUAGAUCAGGAGGGGGGCAAAACAGAAAUCUCUUGUGUGGUGUGCCCCCGUGGGGAUCAAAUAAUGGCUAUAUCCUGAUUCAGCUCCUCCCAGAAUGGCUCCAUUCAGCUUAGUUUCCUCAUGUUUCUUCAGUUUUGCACCUAUGACACAUCCGGGCCAACUGGCCUGCUCCAUCUUGGAAGAAAAUUCCACGGUAA